Aureobasidium namibiae CBS 147.97 is the source of this 627-nucleotide messenger RNA. RefSeq names its product blue light-inducible protein Bli-3. The transcript is spliced from 3 exons. Bases 1 to 627 code for a protein of 208 amino acids. The record is from RefSeq and is a predicted model, not a curated record. Lineage: Eukaryota; Fungi; Ascomycota; Dothideomycetes; Dothideales; Saccotheciaceae.
AUGCCUUCCGACGUCAAGCAGCAAGACAUUACCGAGAAGAAUGACCCCAGUGUCAUGAGACAGUGGGAUGAAGCCGACUUCUCCACCAAGUUCGAAGAGUUCUACAAGAUUGUCGAUGGCCUCAAGAUUGGUCUCCUAGGCACAUACCGUCCUGGUGUCGGUCCCGUCACACGCUCCAUGGCACUCGCCAAGCGCACCGGCCCGGACUUCCUCUUCCUUUCCAACAACCACUCCCAAAAAUUCAAGGACAUCGAGGCAGCCAAAGAAGUCAACGUCUCCUUCCAAGACACAAAGACUCAAGAUUGGAUUUCGGUAUCCGGAACCGCCACCACUUCAAACAGCGAUCCUCGUAUCAAGGAGAUCUGGAGCAGAGGUGCUGCAGCUUGGUUUGGUGACCUCGGCGAUGGUGUCCACGAUGGUUCGGCCGAUGACCCGAGAAUGAGUUUGAUCGAGGUAAAGAGCAAGUAUAUUUCAUACUACUCAACCAAGGUCGGCGCAGUCGGUUACCUCAAGGAAGUCGUUGCCGCCAACGUCACCGGUGGAGUCGCCAACACUGGAAACCUCAGACAGAUGAAGGAGGACGAGAUUGCAAAGGCCAGAAAGGAGCACUCUGCCAUGAGCUCGUAA